AUCUAUUUUGUGCACAAGGAAACCUUUCCAAGCCUUUGUUACUCAUAUCACAUUAUUGUUCUGUUUGUCCUACUAACAUAUUGGAAGGGAGAGAGAUACUUUUAAGCAAAGAGCUUGUACAUAUGCUUGUUAGUCUUGUACCUAUUCAUGUGAGAGUUGUAGCUGCACUGAUAUUUCGAUGACUCGUACCUUGACUAGAAACCCUUCGUAUUUCCACCAAAAAUGGCUCUCAAAUCCAGCACCAUGACAACGCGCCACCACACGCGCCUCCUUCUCUGGUUCGCCUUCGCGUCAAGACUUCUGGUUCUCACCCUGAUAAUCCUCUGGCGAUCAAUUCUCAGCCCGUACGACACAUCCGCUUCAAUAAACCCCCCCUGCCUCUCGUCCUCGUCCUCGUCCUCUUCCAAUUCCUCAAUUCCAAACCCGAACUCGCCGCGGAUUCUGCUCCCCGGCCUCGGUUCUACAUAUAGCAAAUCAACAUCCAAGAAUUCUAAUAAGAGCUUGAUUGAGAUUGCCGCGGAAGUUUUACUAAUCUAUUUCACCUUACAGUCAGCACUGCAGGUUAUUGUAGCUGGAGCUUUACGUAGUCUUUGUAUCAUUUUCCUUUUUCUCUCUUUUCAAGCGUAUGGAUACUUAAAUAUCUGCAUGGGACUCCCUCCAGAUGAAAUGAGGCCUUGGUGCAAGAAAAGACUUCCUUUAUUGUACAGUUAUAUUCAAAGUCAGUAUUGGGGAGUGGGCUUCCUUAGAUAUUUCCAAGUGAAACAGCUGCCUAAUUUUCUUCUUGCAUCCCCGAUAUUGUCUCUUGCACUUUGCUCAAUCAUAUACUAUGUGAAGCUGUGGCCUGAAGUUUUUCUCUCAAUUGGUUUUAGAGCCGCUUCUGUGGAUAAAGAAUCAUUUGGUUCCCCUACUUUUCUGGUGAAAGAUACAGGACCAACAACAUCUGGUUUGUCUGAGAAAGAAACUUCGAACUUAUGGCAAGGUAUGAAGUUUGUAUUGGUUAGGCUGGUAAAUAAACAUCGGGAAGUUGACAUUUCCCUUAGCACCAUGCUGGCAAUUGGUACUGACAAAUGCCACACUAAUGGCUUAUCCAUCUGCCCAGUUCCCAACCAUUUCUGCCACACAUCAAGGAAUUUUAGUAUUAUAAAUGACAGUGUCUCAACACGGUUUUUAUCUGCUAGUCCUCCUCUGUUUUGGUUCGCCUCCCACAUUGUUGGUUCUGGCAGUGGCAAGAGAUGGGGCCAUUUCAUAUGGGCAUAUUGUGCAGCUUACAUCUUUCUAGGCAGCUUGCUGUUCUCAAACUUCUACCCCUUCACUUAAAACCGCUUGACAGGAAUCUCUUCUUCUCAAGUCGAGAGCUUUUCGUUGGUUAAUAUCUUCGUCCGUUUUUUCUUUUCCUUGGAUCAGAAAACAUGCCAACUUUGGAAGUGCCAAGGACUGAAGCAUUGGGUUGCAGUAAAUUUAUUUUAUUAUAGUGUCUCAUACUGCAUAGGCACGAAUGCACAGGGCUCUGGUGGGUACAAGUGAGACACAAAUGACUACCACCCUUGUUCUUAGUGUUCUAUGCAGAUGUAAUGCAUAGCUAAAUAAUAUUUUUGAUUUGGAAGGUUCAAUACAAUUAAGUCUUGUGUAAUAACAUAUACAAGUUUGGUCUAUGUUUUCCUCUUCUACUAUGUCUUCUUGACGAUGUGAUUAAAAAGAUUAAACAACAUAUGGACAUGAAA
Messenger RNA from Olea europaea var. sylvestris, 1721 nucleotides. RefSeq lists its product as uncharacterized. Gene Ontology annotation, cellular component: mannosyltransferase complex; endoplasmic reticulum membrane. The record is from RefSeq and is a predicted model, not a curated record. The transcript is spliced from 9 exons. Gene Ontology annotation, biological process: GPI anchor biosynthetic process. Gene Ontology annotation, molecular function: GPI mannosyltransferase activity; alpha-1,6-mannosyltransferase activity. Bases 223 to 1317 code for a protein of 364 amino acids. Lineage: Eukaryota; Viridiplantae; Streptophyta; Magnoliopsida; Lamiales; Oleaceae.